AUGGAAGAGAUCGAGAGACGCUUCCAGGCGCUCGAGGGAGCGUUGCAGGCUGCAGAACAACGGCCGAAGGCGUUCGGAGGCAACGAGGACGAGUGGCCAGGGUGGAGCUUCAAGAUGCUCGCAUACCUCGGAGCUCUCGACGAGCAGAUGGCCAACGAGCUGACGGCGGCCAUGACGUUCCCGCUGGAGGAAGUGAGGAACGCGAGACUCCUGGAGGAGGGAGCGAGUCAGCGCAGUCGCCAGCUGUACUUCAUCCUCGUCCUGCUGCUGGAAGGAGCCGCACUACAGCUCAUCAAGCCAGUCGGCGUCGGAGAAGGGUAUCGGGCGUGGAGGACGUUGCAAGACAUGUACGAGCCCGACAGACCAGGUCGCCAUGCAGGACUGCUGCAAGAGCUGAUCGCGUUCCAGUUCCCAGAGGACAACAUCGUGGGGAUGCUGGCGGACUUCGACUUCAAAGUCACGAAGUACGAGAGCCAGAGCCACGAGAGGAUUGGGGACAGGAUCAAGAUGGCGAUCCUUCAGCGGGGGAUUCAGGACGAGGCUCUUCGAGCGCACCUGGUCCACAACGCGUCGAGGCUAGUCACGUGGGAGCUCAUGCGCAACGAAGUGCACAUGGUGAUCUCGACGAGGAGCGCCAUCUCAGCAGUGCCGCCACCAGUUCCGAUGGACACGAGCGCGGUGGAGAAGGCGAGGCGCGAGGCGGCGUGGAAGGGCAAAGGAAAGAAGGGCAAGGAAGGCAAGGGCAGGAAGGGCAAGGGCGGCGACAACUCCACGGACCAGAAGAUGAUGGCGAUCGCAACCGAGAGCGGGGCAGAGCCAUUGUGGUGCCUCGCGAUCGAGCUGGGAGAAGGGCAAGAAUCAUCAUCGAGUGGAGCAGCAGCGACGCCCUCAGCACCAGCAACGACAGCGAUCCACCGUCGUUCGAGCGGGCCGUCAGACGAGCACGCGCAGCCGAGGCGGCCAUCCUUGGUCGGAGCCAGCCCGAUCGAGCGGCUGAGCCCGCCAGAGGCGUCAAACGAGCACGCGCAGCCGAGGCAGCCAUUCUUGGUCGGGGCCAGCCCGAUCGAGCAGCUGAGUCAGCCAGGGGCAGCAAACGGGCACGAGACGUUCGAGAGCAAGGAGAUCGUCGGUAUCAAUGAGCACUGGGUCAUGGUGGAUUCGGGUGCUGCGCGAUCGGUGUGUCCGCCGAGUCACGGGGCCCACGAGACACUCAGAGACCUGAGCGAGCGCAUCAGGCUGGUCGGAGCGAGCGGCGACGACAUCCCGUGCCACGGCGAGCGCUUCGUCACGUACGCGAAGGGCGGGCACAAGAUCGGGGUGGACUACAAGGUCGCCGACGUCAAGAGGCCGGUGCUGGGCGUGUCGCAGGCGGUCGACAAGGGCACGUCGUGGGUAUUCACGCCGAGCGGGAGCUACAUGAUCCCGAAGCCGAUCGAGUUCUCGGACCCAGACGCCGUGCCGCUGGUCAGACGCAACGACUUGUUCUACCUCAAGAUGGACAGGUACGGUGAAGGCGUCAAGAACUCGCUCGUCAUGCCGCCAGCAGCGCAGGCAGUGCUCGAGGAGUCCGUGCCAGUUCGAGUCAAGAAGGAUCCAGUGAAGCCAAGCCUGGCCGAGCAGAGGACGCACGAGCUGGUGCACAUCCCUGCGAGGUCCUGGUGUUGGGUGUGCGUCAGAUCCAAGUUCACGGACGACCCGCACUACAAGGACGGGCACGAGCGCACAGGCGACGAGGUCCAGAUCGACUACUACUUCCUGGGCCAGCUGAGCAUCCUCAACAUGGUGCAUAUGAACUCCCAGGCUAUUCAUGGCAUCAUGGGGCCGAAGGGUACCGACGCCUACAUGGUCAAGACAGCGGUCGCCACCAUCGAGAACUGGGGGCUGGAUCGCAUCGUGCUGAAGCACGACCAGGAGGCGUCGAUCACGGCCCUGGCGAGGGAGAUCAAGGCUCAGCGGAAGGCGCCCACGAUGAUCGAGUCGGCUCAGCGGGCUAACCAUCAGGGAGUUGGUGGAGUGGAGCGCGCCAACGAGGAGCUCGGCAAGCAGAUCAGGGCGCUACUGUUCUCGGUGGGUGACAACUACAAGCGGGAGCUCCCAGCCGAGCAUGGGCUUCUGCCUUGGCUCAUUCGGCACGCUGGCUGGCAGCUCAACCGCUUCACGGUGCACGGCAACGGCAAGACGACCUACGAGGUGCUCAAGGGGAGGCCAUAUCGGGGCGAGCUCGUCAACUUCGCGGAGUGCGUUUGGGCGAGGGACCCCACGCCGACCUCCAAGCUGCAGCCUCGGUGGCACGCGGCGGUGUGGCUGGGCAAGACAGAGGUUUCGGACGAGCACCUGGUGGCGGGUCCGACGCGCACGACAAGGGUACGCACGGUGAGACGGCGACCGGAGGGCGAGCGGUUCGUGCUGGAGGAGCUGGACAAGUUCGCUGGGGCGCCGUGGGACAUGCACCGGGCUCCACAGAUCGGCAUCGUGCCGACGGGAGCGCCCCAGGUGGAGCCGAACCAGCAGCGGCUGAUGCCGCCACCUCCACCACCGCCGGUGUCCUUACCGGCUGCGGGCCCGGAGGCGCUGGUGCCACCAGCGAUGGUCGGGCCGGCGCCGCCCGCGGGGCCAGGAGGCGCAGGGCUGAGGUCGACGUACAUCACGAGGGCGUUGAUCGACAAGUACGGUUGGACUCCCAUGUGCCCGAGGUGCGUCACAGGCAUGGGAUCGCACAGCGAGGAGUGCCGGAAGAGGAUCGAGAACGAGCUGCGCAAGGAGGAAAUGGCCAGGGCAGCGGCGGAGGCCGCGCCCUCGUCGGCAGCGGCGGGGGCUGCGCCGACGCCGGCGGCGGCGGGAGCCGCGCCGGGGCCAGCGGCUGGAGCUGGAGACGGCAGGCCAGGAUCGUCCGGGGACGCCAGCAUGGCACCUCGCGACGACCAGGGCGAGGCGUCGGCGAAGAGGCCGCGCCAGACAGCGGCGAUCACAGUCGGGUCGCUCGCGGUCGGGGCCUUCGUGGAGAUCAACCCCUGCACGUACGAGGGCCUGGACCAGCAGUCCCACGAGGAGCUCGAGACGGUCACGGAAAUCGAGAGCUGCGAGCCGUUGGAGAUUGGGAUGUUCGAGGUCAGCCCCGUCGAGCCGUCGGCGAUCACGGUCCUGCCAGACACGGAGAAGCACGUGUACGACGCGAGGAGCGGGAAGGAGCUCCCCAGGGACCUGGUCAGGCGCGGGCGCGAGGCCGAGAUCGAGGAGAUGCGGCGACACGGCGUCUUCGAGGAGGUCCGCGUGGCCGAGAGCCGGGGCAAGGUGGUGCGUUUCAAGUGGGUCGAGGACCUGCGCACCAAGGACGGCACCCCCUUUGUCCGGUCCCGAGGCGUCGCCAUGGAGAUCAACACGUACGGCCGAGAGGACUGCAACGCGGGCACGCCGCCGAUCGCCAUCGUCAGGGCGAUCCGCAAGAUCAGGUGGACGGGCAAGGGGUUCGUCUGGAUCGGCGACACGAAGCACGUGACGAGGUGCGUGGAGCUGCUGGGCCUUACGGAGUGCAAGCCAGCGGACACGCCUGGGAGCAAGGCCACGGGCAAGAGCGUCCGGGAGGCGCUGGACCCACUUCCACACGACGAGGCGAAGCUCUACCAGCAAGUCGCGGGGCUCGUCAACUACGUGGCGGUAGACAGGCCAGACAUCCAGUUCGCGGUGAAGGUGAUCCUCACAGACAUGGGGAAGCCCACAGUCAUCAGCAUGCUUAGGCUGAGGCGGUGCGUGCGGUAUCUCCACGGUCGGCGCGAGCUCGGGUGGUUCUACGAGAAGCAGGAGAUGCCCAAGGAGGUUCUCUACGAGACGGAUUCGGACUGGGCAGAGGAUGAGAUCACGAGGAAAUCGACCAGCUCCGUAUACGGCUUCUUUGGCAGCCACCUUCUGGAGACCCAGGUGGCAUCGCAGCCCGUCGUCGCGCUCAGCAGCGGAGAGGCCGAGUUCUACGCCAUCGGCCGAGGCGCGGCGAGUGCGAUCAUGAUGCGGCAGUUCUACCAGCAGUGUGGCAUCGAGGUCGCGUCGAAGGUUCACAGCGACUCGAAUGCAGGCAGGGCGAUCGCGACACGGAUCGGCAGUGGUAAAGUACGGCAUCUACAGAUACGAGACCUGUGGGUGCAGGAACGAGUCAGGCUCGGCGAGUUACAGCUCGGGCGGGUCGACACGGAGAGCAACAGGAGCGACUUGGGGACCAAGCAUCUGGACGGCAAGCGGGUGCUCAAGUUGCUGGAGAUGUCCAACCUGCGGCUUCUGACCAAGGGGCUCGCCGCAGGUGUGGGCGUCACUUUCGCAGAGGCGGCCGAGCAUGGAGACAAGCAGUGCUCCGCAGCCGCCGACGACGAGGUCGAGUCGAACAUCGGCUCGAUCGUUCUCGCUAUGAUCAUGUUCAUCAUCGUGCUGGUGCUCGUGGUCAAGGGCGCAGUUGUGUGCACGAGAGGGGCGGUGCAGCUCUUCUCAUCGAGGGCGGCGAGUGCUGCCCCACCAGCGGGAGCGGCGAGGGCUGCCCCGCGGGCCGACGGCACGGCGAGGCCCGAGGCGGCGUCGAAGGACGCGCCUGAGGGGCAUGUCGUUUCUCGGGCAGCGGCUAUAGCUGCGCCUGAGCGGGUCGCCGAAGGGCGAGACCUCGGUACGGAGUACCUCGGGAAGAUGCUGGCUGAGGCCACCGUGGCAGAGCUCAAGGAGGAGCUCAGGUGGCGGAAGCUGCCAGUGGGCGGCUUGAAGGCGGACCUCAUCGUCCGUCUGACGAGGGACGGCGGCCAGCACAUGGCCAGCAGUGAGGGGCUGGCUGCAGCGGCAUGGGCCGCGCGGCUGGUUCCAGGCAGGAUGCCUAUCCGAGCGUUCCGCUCGGAUGCGAGUUUAGGCUCGCACCUAGGCGCGCGGAGCCACGGCGGGGACGCCCGCUUUGGCUUGAGCUUGAGCCUUCAGAAGGGAGGCUCGAGCCGCAGUACAGAGAAGAUGCAAGUGCCCGAGGUCGCCUCGGUGGCGCUCGGCGCGGCAUGCCAGAGGAAGGCAGACAGCAGGUCUCUGCGGCUCGUGGCCGGCGGGGCCGCGCCGAGGGCGACCCGCGUGCCGCAGGCGUGGCACAUUCUGAGCGGCGCGUCUCGGCAUGACGGCGGUGGCAUCCUCGACGUGGUUGGCGCAGGCGUGGCGCGGGCGCGGCGCGGCUGCGGCGCAGGGUUUGGGGGCCUCGCCCCUGUCGCCGCCGCCGCCGCUGCGGGCGUGCACGUCUCCACGCGGCCCUGGCCACGGCGGCUGCAGGGCCUCCUGCGGCUCGCGGCCGCGGGCGCCGCGCUCGCGCUGCUGCGCCGCGGCGCCGCCUUCGUCGGGGCGCCCCGAACCUGCCGGGGCGGCGCCGCGGGCGCGGCCUUGCCCCAGCUGGAGGCCGCCAGUGCCCCGCUGUUCCUCGCCCUCACGCCCUCGGGCGCCUCCGCGGCCUCGCUGCUGGAGAGCUACGGGAUCCCCAAGCCGCCGUGGGCCACGUGGCCGGUUUGGCUGCAGAUUGCCUUCCCGUUAUUCGUUGUGGUCGUGCUGGCCGGGGUUUUGCCGUUGGCCUUCGGCAGGGGAGCGUUCGGCAAGCCCAUCGGCGAGGAUAUGGACAAGUGGGUGAGCAGUCAAAAUACAACGGGGACGUUCAUCGACGAGGACAUGGCCCUGCUGAGGGAGAGGGAGGACAAGAAGCGGAGGAAGGCGCAGGUGGAGCAGCUGUUCCAGUGA
This is a messenger RNA of Prorocentrum cordatum, 5730 nucleotides long. NCBI's taxonomy places the organism in Eukaryota, Dinophyceae, Prorocentrales, Prorocentraceae. The record is from the annotation of a GenBank genome assembly.